GGAGUUCAUACUGUUGGGAUUUUCAGAGAGCCAUGAAAUACAGUGCCUACUCUUUGCGUUGUUUUUACUUUUCUACCUCGUAGCCCUGGCAGGAAACAUUCUCCUGCUCAUCACACUGGCUGCUGAGUGGAGCCUUCAUACCCCCAUGUACUUUUUCCUGGGUAAACUCUCCUUCCUCGAGAUCUGCUACACAACCAACAUAUUCCCCUGUAUGUUAGCCAGCUUCCUUGCUGAGGCAAAAUCGAUCUCUUUCAAUGGCUGUAUGGCCCAGUUUUAUCUGUUCGGUUCCUUGGGUGGUACCGAAUGUCUCCUCCUGUCCAUGAUGUUGUACGACCGGUAUCUAGCCAUAUGCAAUCCGCUCCGCUAUGCAGCUGUUAUGAGCAGGGGCGUGUGCCUUUGCCUGGCAGCUGCCUCCUGGAUCAGUGGCUUUGUGAUUGCCUUAGUGACUAUUCUGUUCAUGUUGAGCUUAACAUUCUGCGGCCCCAAUGAAAUAGAUCAUUUUUUCUGUGAUUUCACCUCGCUCCUGAAGCUGGUCUGCUCAGAUACUUACCUCUUCGAAAAGGUCCCCUUCUUCUUGUCUUCCACUCUGACACUGGUCCCCUUUUUGUUAACCAUGGUGUCCUAUAUUUAUAUCCUAUCUGCCAUUCUCAACUGCCUGUCCACCGCCAGGUCACAAAAGGCCAUCUCCACUUGCUCAUCUCACCUUAUAGUAGUCACCACGUUCUACGGGACUCUGAUUGCUAUGUACAUGGUACCAGCUGCUGACCACUCCCUAAAUCUGAAUAAAGUCUUCUCCAUCUUCUAUACCAUGGUUACCCCCCCCCCAUGGCGAAUCCCCUCAUAUAUAGUCUGAGGAACAAGGAAGUACGCGAAGCCCUGAAGAGGCUGGUAGGUAGAACAUUUGCUUCUUGUUGGAAACAAAAGAGUGGGAAGAUGUGACUUCCCAAAAUGGUAUUGUGUCCUUUAUUCUUAAUUAGACAUUUAACUCCAUGAAGGCAGGAAUAUUUCUGUUGGUUAUAACACAGUAGUUGGCUGGGAGUAUAGGAAAUAUGUGUUCAGUUCUUAGAUCUGUCAAUGAGUCACUGUGUGACCUUUGGUAUUUCAAAUAACCUCUCUAUGACUCAGUUUCCUCCUCUAUAAUACUGCCUUAUUCCUUUAAUAGUUAUCUGACACCUGUAACGAAGUGGGGGUGAUGUUUUUAAUGUUUUGUCUGACUAGUGUGUGUGCCUCAGUUUCCCCUGUGUGUUACCCCAGUAUCUAUGUGGUGGGACAAGGGUGUGUUGAUCAUUGCAGAGAUGCCUAGCGGACAGGUGUGACUGUCAUCUGGCUGCCUGGGCACAGACAAUGGCUGACACUCUGUAUCCUGACAACUCUGCAAGAGUCAGCUGGAGGUGUUGGAGAACAAAGCAAGAAGUGGAAGCCAGGUGACCAGUUUGCCCGGGAAAGAGACAAAGGAUGUAGGAGGGGCAACUGGACAUGACUGAGGGUGGGCUGCUAGAAGUGAGCCAGUUUCCUUUUGGGACUCAGGGGAGAGCCCAGGGCUCUGGAUUCCCCAAGAUGGACUUUGCUGAGCUUCUGUGCUACCAAUAUCUGUUCUACGCUGUGUCCCAGUUGACUA
Molecule: messenger RNA, 1618 nt
Organism: Chrysemys picta bellii (western painted turtle)
Lineage: Eukaryota; Metazoa; Chordata; Testudines; Emydidae
Source: RefSeq, a predicted model, not a curated record